Molecule: messenger RNA, 2653 nt
Organism: Periconia digitata
Lineage: Eukaryota; Fungi; Ascomycota; Dothideomycetes; Pleosporales; Periconiaceae
Source: the annotation of a GenBank genome assembly
AAUGCGAGCCAACUUCAGCGAAUGUGGGCAGCGUUUCUCAGCCUUAACAGCUGAGGGCGAAGAACUGCGCAGGCAGUGGGGCUGGAACGGUUCCCUCGUCGGCAUCGAACGAAGCCCUCUCACCCAGAUCUCUAGAGAGGGUUGUUACGCUAUCUGCGGUGCGGGAGCAGAUUACUACCCCUGGAAUGACGUGUCGAGUACCAUCACGACUUGGAUCCUACCGAUCGUCGGUAUUUUACUGCAGGCGCCAUUCGAGAGUAAUGCGUUCAGGCGAACGGUGUUUGCGGUUGCGCGCUGGGUGGGGUCGCCUAUCGCGUCGCUCUCGUACGUAUUGUGGAACAUCAAGGUUUCGGCAAAGGCAGCACUCAUGGUCGACAUGUCAGUCCCUUUUGAUCGAUUUCCAGAAAAGAGAACGGAUUUUGCGAGUAUCCGGGAUUCCAUGUACUUGCUUCUGGCGAUGAAUCAGUACACUAUGAAGCCAGAAUCAGGACUUCACAAGAAGGAAGCGGAAGGGUUGCUACGCAUCGUUCUGUUCAGCAGGGAUCUGAAGUUGACUGAUACAGACAAGUCGUUGCGGCAGAUGAGACGAAUCCUUGCACGAGAGCUGCGUGAGAUGCGUAGGCGCGGUGCAGUGCCAGUGUUCAUAUCUACACUGUGGUUCUUAUUCGCAUUCGCGCUCUCUAUUCAAGCGGCAUUUGGCGAUGUCGGCCAAAAUCGCACCGCGCAUGAUCUGGCUAUGGGUUGUCUACUUGCUUGGUUUCCUAUCCUGAUCAUGGCGUCUAUAGUGGAUCGGAAUCCUAUUGCCGCAAAUGCGAUCAAAAAGAAAAUCAACACUCUGAUUGACCAUGUUCGUCACGCAUUACUGGAUGAGCAACAUCGAAACAACUUUCUCGAAUCUUUCAAAGAUCAGCCCGAGUUCCAUGUAUUGAAAGAAAAGGUCGAAAACAUAGCAAAGAAGGCCGAGUACAUGGACGAAUUUUUCGUCGAAUUCGCGGGUCAGGCGCGCAUACGAUGGCACUAUGGCGCUGCUCACCCGAUUCUCUCCGAUAUCGAGAGAUGCUACAUCGCUGGUAAGGGACGAAACUGGCUUGCGGAUGAGAAAGAAGCGCGAACAAAUCUGGUACUCGGGCCGGUCAACGAUGAGGGUCUAGUGUGGUUCGAUAUCCGUGAGUACUGGCAAGUCGCUUCUGCGAUCAUCAUUGUUGGUGGGAGCUGCGGAGGUGCAUUCAUUCUGAGCUUCUUCACGCCAACGGUGGGGUUGGGCUGUCGCAGUGGAGGCUAUGUGAUAUUUUUUACCAUAUCGCUAGGCUUGCUGAUCGUAGAGAUGAUUGUGUGGUUGGUACUUUCGUCCUACCAACCGCAGCUGGUCACUCGCACUGCGACUUAUCUACACAACAACGCUACGUUCGAUCAAUGGGGCUAUGACGCGCAACACGAGUGGUCUCAUAUCAAAAGGCGGGCGUCAAGUCUAUUGCGUGCAACCCAGAAUUGGUGCAUACGCCUAGUCAUCAGCAUCGUUAUUCUGUACCCUUGGAACGAUAAAGCGGAGAUGGCGGAGAAAGUGGAAGGUUCAAUAGAUAUACUACUGAAGAGGUUCAGGGCGAUGGAUGCUCGUAAACGAUGGGAGUGGUUCUUUUUUCGACCCAUGGAAGCUUUCAACAGUGUCUGGCUGAUGUAUAUUAUUACAGCACAAACAAUCGGAUCUUAUAAGACAUGCGAUUGUGUCACAAGUGGUUGGGGCGGUGCUGGAGGAUACCUCGAUUUUGUUGUGCAAGACAUCGCUACCACAAAGUGGGUAUAUGUCUAUUGGGUAUCUGGAACACUAGUUGCUUCCGUGGUCAUGGGACUUUCCAUGAUCUACAUUACAGUAGAGUGGUGUCAGCAGUCGUUCCUCUCUACCGAAAUCUACGUAGACGCUUUAAAUGGCCUCAGAAGAACGCGGACUUAUCGACGUUUUACUUAUAUAUUCCGCGCAAUCUCCCGCUUAGUAAUGAGAUACACCCUAGACAUAGCAUCUGACCUUGCAUACCGUGCGAAAAUCAUCCGAAAGCCCCAGGAUACACUUCUAUGGCACAAGGAGCACACAUGGAACCCGAUUCCCAAAAUCCCUUCCGACUCUCACACACCAAUUCCUAGGUCACAUACCCGUGGAUACCCAUCCUUCGAACUCCACGACUUCUCGACCCCAAUGCAACGCGAUGGAUCACACCAGUCAAACGAAACACCUGCAAUGGCACACUCUCUAUUCCCACCUACCAUUCCCCGGCACCGACCAAGAGAUGAUAGCGAUGCUUCGAUGGUGCGCCCACAUUCUUCAACUUUCCACCGUCCAAGCCACGAUUCUGAAGCUUUUCUCAUUCGCCGUCCGUCCACGGCACAUCCGCAUGAUUCUACGCGCUAUAACGAGUCCGCAAUUGUAGACGACGAUAUGUGGCAUGGCAGCGACGGGCUGGGAUCACCGGUUGACCUGCAUGAUGAGCGACCUACCUUCCGCCCGUUGUUGGCCAUCGAAGGAAUGGGUGGUAUGCAGAGCCGCCAGGGAUAUACCAGAGCUAAUUCCGACCCGGGAAGUCCGCCUACACAAGAUGGAUUGGGAAUUCAAUAUAUAAAUCCAGGUGCAGCAACAUCACCCAGUGAAGAGAGCAGAAGGUGA